Molecule: messenger RNA, 822 nt
Organism: Blastocystis hominis
Lineage: Eukaryota; Bigyra; Opalinata; Blastocystidae
Exons: 3
Coding region: 1-822 (273 amino acids)
Biological process (GO): TRAMP-dependent tRNA surveillance pathway; nuclear polyadenylation-dependent mRNA catabolic process; U5 snRNA 3'-end processing
Cellular component (GO): cytoplasmic exosome (RNase complex); nuclear exosome (RNase complex)
Source: RefSeq, a predicted model, not a curated record
AUGGAUCCUGUGAGCACUAUUGAGAGAGAUUUUAUUUUUAAUGCUGCGAAGGAGGGUAUUCGGGUAGAUGGUCGCAAUCUCACAGAGUUUCGGGAUAUCGCGAUUGACUUAUCUCGGACUGAUUCACAAUCAUCAUCAAUCGUAUCUAUUGGUGAUACAAAGGUGUGUGCUAUAACGAACUGUGAGAUCGUGUCUGGUUAUUCAGACCAUCCAAAUGAAGGACUGUUUACGAUUCAUGUGAACGUCACUCCCAUGGGAGGUCGUGAAUAUACAACGGAGUUAUCAGAUGAUGUCCGGUUUGAGCUUCAACGCGUUUUGGAGAGAAGUCUUAAAGACAACAACACUGUGGAUGUCGAGUCUCUCUGUAUUAUUCCUGGAGAAAAAGUAUUUUCCGUGCACUGCUACGUCAAUAUUAUCGACAAUAACGGUAACAUCUUCGACGCUGCCGUCCUCGCCGCAACAUCAUCUCUCUGCUACUUCCGUCGUCCCGACUACUCCAUCAACGGCACGCAGGUUCGUAUCUACGCUCCAAACGAGCAAGAACCAGUGCCUCUGUGCCUGCACUACCAGCCAAUCAGCAUUUCGUUCUGUUUGUUAGACAGCGAAUUAACGCUUUUGGAUCCAAACGAACGCGAGGAAGCUGUGAAAGAAGGAAUGAUUUCUCUCGUACUGAAUGCCUUCGGAGAGCUUUGCGGCGUGCAUUUCCUCGGCGGAAUUCCUGUGAGUGAGAGCUUGUUGCUUCGCUGUGGACAGAUCGCUUCGGCGAAGGCGAACGAUAUAUCCGCGAUUUUGAAGAAGGCGCUGGAGAAGAAUUCGGCGUGA